Rhipicephalus sanguineus (brown dog tick) is the source of this 3813-nucleotide messenger RNA. RefSeq lists its product as uncharacterized. The transcript has 7 exons. Bases 1 to 3813 code for a protein of 1270 amino acids. Gene Ontology annotation, molecular function: nucleic acid binding; aspartic-type endopeptidase activity. NCBI's taxonomy places the organism in Eukaryota, Metazoa, Arthropoda, Arachnida, Ixodida, Ixodidae. Gene Ontology annotation, biological process: proteolysis. The record is from RefSeq and is a predicted model, not a curated record.
AUGGCUACUGGAGGAAUGCAGGCCGCCAUCGAGCCGUUUAGCGGCAAGAACUGGUCAUCCUGGAUCCAGCGCCUGAACUUCUACUUCGUGGCGAAAGACGUCUGCGACGAAGAAAAGAAGCGCGCGCUCCUCCUGACGCUAUGCGGAGCCGACACCUUUGAAACUGCCUGCGCUCUGGUCGCGCCGAAGACUCCUGGAGAGGUGGGCUAUGCCGACAUAGUUGCCCUUCUGCAGAAGCACUUCGAUCCGCGACCGUCUGAGUUGUACAGCCGGUACGUGUUCCAGCGACGCGACCAGCGGCCGGAGGAGUCGAUCAGCAACUACGUUGCAGCCCUCAGAAGCUUGUCAGCUGACUGCAACUUCGGAGUGCCAGCGACAACGUCUGCUACAUCGACGCCACCGGCAGAAGGCCACGCAGCCGUUCUGGCGAACCCCACCAUGCUGCCCCAAGAUGUGAUGCUUCGCGACAGGUUCGUGUGCGGCAUCCGCGACGAGCACCUCCAGCAGCGACUGUUCGCGGAGAAAGACUUGACUUUUCAACGCGCGUUGGACUUGGCACUGUCGUCCGAAAGUGCGUCGAAGCAGCAACGAGGGCUUAAGGGAGCGACGAGCUCCGCGGAGGUGCACAGGACUUCGCAGUCUAAAAAGGAAAGCAAGCAUUCGGCUCAGCAACGGCGCUGCUACCGAUGCGACGGCUGGCACGAGGCUGACACCUGCAAGUUCAGGACAGCGCAAUGCCGUUUUUGUUCAAAGAAGGGUCACAUCGAGAACGCCUGCAUCUCCAAGAAAAAGAAAAGCAAAGAAGGCAACCUCAACGCCCGGCAAGGAACUCACAUGGUUAACGCCCAACCUGUGUGCUACGACCUCGAAGACACCGAUAGGUGCUACGACCUACAUGCCGUGAGUGGGCGACAACCCUGCCCUAAAUUCCUCGUUGACGUGAAAGUCGAGGGAAGGCCCCUGAAAUUCGAAGUGGACACGGGCGCCGCAUGUUCUCUCAUCAGUGAGGCUACCUACCACCAAACGUGGCCAUCGAACGCCCCAAAGCUUUCGAGAGAACCCCUAGACUUACGCACCUGGUCAGGGGAAGAACUUGACACCGUCGGUUCGGCACAGGUUCGUGUGCGUUUCAAAUCAAAGGACUACGUGCUGCCCCUGCUGGUAAUGAAAGGGACUGGGUGCAACCUGCUCGGACGUGACUGGUUCUCAGCACUGAACAUCCGUGUUCACGGAAUAAACCAGGUCGCCGAACCAAGUCAAGAGAUCCAGGAGGUUCUCGCACGCCAUCCUGAUGUAUUUAAGGAAGGUAUCGACGGCUACGUGGGUCCAUUGGUUCACUUGGACUUAGAAGAAGGUGCCACACCCAAGUUUUGCAAAGAUGGAACAUUUCGCGUUUGUGGAGAUUACCGGAGCACUGUUAACGCGGUGGUCAAGAAGACGGCGUACCCACUGCCGACAACUGCGGAGGUGUUCGCGAAGUUGCGCGGUGGGACGACAUUUUCGACGCUAGACCUGUACCAGGCCUAUCAGCAGCUAAGAGUGGACGACGAGACAGCCGCAUUGCUCACCGUCAACACCACCAAAGGACUGUUCAAGGUCCUGUCGAGGCUAAGCGACAAAGGUCUGCGACUCAAGCAAGAGAAAUGCCGCUUCGGCAUCAGCUCAGUCCAGUUUCUCGGUCAUAAAAUCGAUGCUCAGGGUGUCCAUACGACCGAAGAAAAGGUAAAGGCAAUCCUUGAGGCGCCAAAACCGACUGACAAGACCUCUCUGCAAGCUUUCUUAGGGCUUCUCGCCUUUUACGAUCGUUUUUUGGAGAACAGAGCGACAGUAGCUGCAGAGUUGUAUGGGCUUCUCGAGAAGAACACGCCCUGGAAGUGGGAGAAAAAACAUCAGGAUGCGUUCGAGAUGCUUAAGAAGAUGAUUCGGUCUUCGACAGUCCUUGCGCAUUAUGACGAAAAAAGGCCUCUCAUUCUGUCCGUGGAUGCGUCGCCAUACGGCAUCGGCGCAAUUCUCGCUCAAAAGGAUGCGUUCGGCCGAGAGGCUCCCAUUGCAUUCGCGUCACGAACUUUGGGAACCGCUGAGAAAAACUACUCGCAGCUCGAUAAAGAGGGCCUUGCGGUAGUUUAUGGCGUCAGCCACUUUCACCAAUAUGUCGCUGGCCGGCACGUGACCGUAUUAACGGAUCACCAACCGCUCCUAGGCAUCAUGGGGGAGAAGAAGCAAAUCCCCCAGAUAUUGUCACCGAGGAUGACUCGAUGGUGUCUGAAAUUGGCCACAUACGACUACGAUUUGGUCUACAGGCCUGGACGCCUGCACCAAAAUGCUGACGCGCUCAGCAGGCUGCCACUGCCCGCGCAGGUAGAUGAGCCAUGCUCCCCGGGAGAUGUGCUUAUGCUUGCGUCCGCGCCACGUUUCGAGCUGUCACCGCGUCAACUGGCUGAGCUGACCCGGAAUGACCCACUGUUAUCCCGCGUGAUGACAGCCGUCUCAAACGGAGAGCUACGCCGGUUGCACAAGCAGGAAUUUUCGGCGUUCACAAAGCUUGGACACGAGCUUUCGCUACAGGAAGGCUGCGUGAUCCGUGGUGCCAGACUGGUCGUUCCAGAGAAAGCAAGGAAAGACGUGCUCGACUUAGCACAUGCAGGUCACAGGGGCGUGGUAGCUAUGAAGGCGUGCGCUCGAGGCUAUUUUUGGUGGCCCGGUGUCGACAACGACAUAGAGCGGGUGGUCAAGAGUUGUGCAACUUGCUGCCAGCACCAGAAAACUCCAACUAAAGCACCAGCUCCCGAGUGGAAACGUGCGACAACACCAUGGCACACAAUCCACGCGGAUUUCGCUGGGCCUGUGGAGGGAAGGAUGCUCCUAAUUGUAGUGGACGCAUACAGCAAGUGGCUCGAAGUGCGCACCAUGCGGAACAUACAGUCGCCGACACUGAUCGAGGAACUGCGAAACCUGUUCGCAACUUUCGGCAUUCCCGAAAGGCGGAAGCGACGCCGCCGCAUGAUCUGCCCACAACGCCCGACUCCGAGCAUAGCGAAGCUGAGGCCAGGUUGGACACUUGUGCGACGCAAGCUCGCGAUGACCAACCCAGCGGGUCCGCGCAGCACCAAACUGCACCGAGGCCCCAACGUGAUCGGCGUCCACCUGACCGAUACGGUGACCCCGUCUAAGGGUACGCCGCUGGAGGAGCACGCGAAGAACUACGUGCGCAUUAAGCAAAUCAAGGUUGGAGAGAAAGUGUACAACGUCAACGCCUACUACUCCGCGGGUGACGGCUACUGCAAGGGUGUUAUUCGGAACGUGGACCGGGAAAUCACCGAGAAGGAACUCAACACUAUGAUUGUGCAUUUUGGGAAUCCGACAGCCAUGCAAGCCAAACGCAUAAAGGACACUGGUUCCGUGGUCAUCGUAUUUGAAGGCUAUGAAGUUCCGAAUCACGUCACGUUUGGAGGUGUUCUUCUCAAGUGCUACCUGUAUCGGCGGCAGGUGGAUGUGUGCUACAUAUGCGCAAAAGAUGUGAUGCUUCUCCUUAAAUCUCAAAUCAUUGACGACAGCACUCGCGAUGCCAGGGCCAUACUUGGUCUCGAUCUGGCUAAGGCGUUUGAUCACAUAUCUCAUGCCCACAUACUGGAAUCCAUAAAUGACAUGAACCUGGCGGCAUCACCAACUCCAACGAAUUGGCCCACGCCCGGGCGCGAGGACUUGCCUUCCGCGCGGGGCUUCACGGCCCUGGCACGUUGGACCGCUCCGCCCCGCCCGGGGCCGAUCCUCUGGAUGGGGGUGCGGCUGAUCGAGGGUCGCGGGACGUUCUAG